This is a messenger RNA of Mangifera indica (mango), 759 nucleotides long. RefSeq lists its product as uncharacterized. The record is from RefSeq and is a predicted model, not a curated record. The transcript has 3 exons. The coding region runs from base 228 to 608 and encodes 126 amino acids. Lineage: Eukaryota; Viridiplantae; Streptophyta; Magnoliopsida; Sapindales; Anacardiaceae.
AGCCCAGGCCCCAGAGGCAGGCAGGAUGAGGAAAUUUGUUCCUUCCCAUGUUUGUUUAUUCCCAGCUCACUUCUCUGUACAAAAUCCAUGGACUGAAGCCCAGUUCGAAAAGGCGUUGAUAAGUAUAUACCCAAGUAAAGCUAACAAAAUCGGGGCUUCUUGUGUAACAAAAUGUGUGAUACUGUUAUCGAAAGUCAGUAGUACUAUCUACAGUUCCCUCGCUCUGGAUGUCUAUGUCUAUGUCAAUGUUCCUGGCUUCAAGAUUCUUUCUUCUGUGCAUGGCUGUUUCGUUAAGUGUUCAAGCUAUUUCAAAAAAGAACAUGCCAUUCCUAGGAGAAAGAGAUCGUUGCAAAGUGCAACGAUUACGAAAGGUAGAAUUGGGAAGGAGAACGAGCUUGUUCCAUGAAGAACAAGCAAGGUGGAAGCUUGGAAUGGGCGUCCCAUCACUUGAAAAACAUGUUCAUCAGCGCACAUCCAAAUUUUGCUGGAAUCAACAAGCUAUGGUUGAGAACAUCUUCAGUUCGAUCCAUAAAGUUUUCAGGCACAAUCAAAAUUUUGUUUCUGGAGUUUCACAGGCAAAGCGAGGAAGCACAGGAGGCCCUACUUGAAGUAGUGGAGGCAUCCAUAUAUGGGCGAUGUGGACUUGGAAAAUGGGUUGUAGCAAUAACUCAUCUAUCUUAUUGUUGAAGAUGGUGAUGAUGGAUAAUCAUGAUAAUAAAAAUUAGGCCAAACGACUAUUUCCCACCCAAGGUUUGAUAU